UAGCUUUGUUUUUACUUUUGAUUUGAAGAAUCUUGGUUUUCACUUUUCAGUAUUUACUGUUUACAGUUGAUUUUCAUUCUAGACAGGCACAUCCAGGGUGCCAUAAUUUGCUGAUAAUAUUGUAUUUUGCAUGUGGCAGGGCCUGAAAAUGUUAGAAUCCUAUAUUCGAACUUUUUCUGUAUCAUCUGCUGAACGCAAGCGCCAAAUCACGCACAACUACGCUCUUCUUGUUUCCUUCGCCCCUUCAGAUACAUCCCGUAUCACUUUUGAACUGAAUAACGGUGGCGAUGCUUGGAUUCUGUCACUGGAAGACACUGGCAUCACUGGAUUACUUGACCAGUUCUCCACGACUUGGGAUGAUUUGACUGCCGAACUGUGUUCUGCCUUAACAUACAGUCCCACGGAUGAGUACGACCAAUGGGAAUUUAAUGCCAAAUCUGCCUCGCGGCAGUCCAUGGAGCUUUCGUGGCGGAGAUCGAAAGAAUCGUGGAAAUCUGUGACGCUCCAGAAAGCGGAUAACCCAGCCGAGAUUGUCAUGAAAGCGAUCACUUUGGCGUUCAGUAAAGUCCACUCCAGUAAAGCCAAGAAAGAAUUGACCGAACGAAAUUUAAAGGCUCGUACGGAGAGCGUCCAAACUAGUAGAGCGAAAGAAAAGGAAGAGUUCGAAGAUAAACUGGAGAACAUCAACAAACGUUUGAUAAUGGCAAAAAUGCUCUACGAUUCUAAAGUGGCAUUCGGUUCCAAAUUGGCGGAAAACCCUGAAAAGCAGGAUGAAAUGGCUGAAACGGUUGCCGGUACAUCCGCUGGUGUUGAGCGGAAACGCAAACGACAGAAAGCCGAUGGGGAUGCACUGAAAGCAACUUCUAGUAGAUCUUAGGAGCGUUGUAGAUCGUAGCUGCGUUGAGACUUAAGAGGCACAGAUGGGGAUACGCUAGUUUUUUAAGUUCGGAGAGUUUCCUGUUUUUCGCAUAAUUUGCCGGGGCUUUAUUCCUGUGCAGUUGUUAUGAUACAGGGAGAUACAGUUGUUACGUUACGGUGCAAGAAUUCGUUACGAUUGCCCUUUGCAUGCACUUCAUAAUUCCUACUUCCGGCUCAUCGUGUUUUUUAUGUGUUAGUCGGUUUACUGUAUAUCGAUGCCGGACGAAACAGUGAAAACGAAGAUGUCAGUGCUUUGUUAGGUAAAGAUUUAAAGAUGCAGUGAGA
Paramacrobiotus metropolitanus is the source of this 1203-nucleotide messenger RNA. RefSeq lists its product as uncharacterized. The transcript has 4 exons. The coding region runs from base 131 to 877 and encodes 248 amino acids. NCBI's taxonomy places the organism in Eukaryota, Metazoa, Tardigrada, Eutardigrada, Parachela, Macrobiotidae. The record is from RefSeq and is a predicted model, not a curated record.